AACAACACACAUUUGUGUACCUGAAAUGUUUUUUAAAUACAAACGUGUAUAACACACUGCUGCUGGAGCUGUUCUUGUCUGUGGAGGUGCAGGAUGACGGAGCACACACACAGAACCAGUAAAUGCAACACAUUCGGUUUGUGUGUGUUGGUUUGGUUUACAGCUUUCUCAUGUAUUUGCUACAAAAUGCAACAUGUCAGACCUUGUCAGACUUCAAACGACAAAGUCUGGGACUUCACUGCCACUUCAGAUGACUUUUAAAGCAAAAAUGCCAAACCUUUGAUGGUUCCAAGUUCUCCAGUGUGAGAAUUUACUGCUUUUUCUUAUUUGUCACUAGAGUGAAAUUAAUAUUUUUGGGUUUGUGACUGUUUGGUGGACAAAACAAUUUAAACAUUCUCUAAACAUUUUUAGAGGAAAUUGGGAUGGCUGUAAUUCUAUUUUUUACACUGAUGUUUAACAAAACAAAAGAUAUAUUUGUGUACAAGAGGCAGGAAGCCAUCGUUUGACAUUAACAACAACAUGUGCUUUAACUCGACUGUUCACCUCAGGGUAUUUCAGCUGGUGCCAGUUAGCGGCUGUGUGAAGUUUGAGCAGGUGACUCAGUUUCAGUGAGAACAGUAAACCAUCCUUAAAUUAAGAUUAAAGCGAGUAAGGAUGCCACAUUUGGAAAUUUGCUAACUUGUUUGGACCUGGCAGCCUUAUCAGAACCAUCUGCACUCGUCAUGUUUUCUCAGUCAGUCAGUUUUCUGUGACUUCCACGUCCACUAAACAAACAACACAGCAAAUUAUAGACUCUUAAAACUGAUGCUAAUCAUUAUGAACGUCAGGCAGAAAACACCAUUUCACAGACUCCUUCAGCUCUGCUGUUACGUGUCUGCAGUGAAGCUGGCACGAGGGAGGAAACCUGAGAAUCUAAUGAACCUUCAGCUCGAGUAUGAGGGACCUCGGUGCCCUUGGAGCCUCCUCCAGCUCUCACCGUGCAGCUCAAACAUUGUGCUCUCGAAAAGGCUUUGCGGCUGGUUAGUGAUUUCCAAAUGUGGCCACAGUGUUCCCUCCCCGCUGUGAUCUCUGAGGCUUUGCUGAGCAGCUCACCCACACAUAACAGAACACAUAGUAACUUAUUAAAGAGAGCUAUGGAGGGCCUCUUUUAUGUCAACAGGCCUUUUUGUCCCAAAGGUCACAUCUAAGUCAAACAUGGAAUACUAAAAGAAAUAUGUAGUGCGUGUUGUGCCGCUGUGUUCCCUUACUUAACGCGGUGUGAAAGUGCUGCCAGCCCUCAGAGUCACUUUGUUCUGCUGAAACUACUCAAUGGAAAGUCAACAGUGCGCGUCUGUCCUGAACCUUGACACUACUUGUAUGUGCCAGGCGGGUCCUUCAGUCUCUGCUGGUGCCAUGGCCGAUCCAAGCUGGUGGAAGCUGACCUUCUCGCGCAAGAAGAAAUCUGAGGCUAAGGUUCUGUACGAGAUCCCAGGCGAGUAUGGCAGCAACAUGGGAAACAAAGAGCACUCGAGCAAUAAUCCCCCUCCAGACCAUGUGGACAGCCAGUUCAACGUGAGACUGGAGAAGAUCGUGGAUAAAUCUGCCACCAAGGGCCGCCAGUUCAAGGUCUCCCACUCUGGACGCUUCAAGGAAAAGAGCAGGGUCCGUGCCACGCUGGCCGAGAACCCCAGUCUGUUCUCGGAGCACAGCCUCACUGACGAGAACCAUAAAAAACUGACUGACAAAUAGCACACAAGCUCCAAAAUGCACAUACUUGAUCACAAAUGUGUCAUAUAUGAGCGUCAGGCUUCUACAAGCUCAGAGGCUAAAAUCUAAACAAGCACAACCAUGUGGCCCCACACGUGCACGCCGGAUCAACGCUUGUUACCAGGCACCACACCCAGGUGGACACCGGAACCAGCGGACUCACACCUUUAGACGACCGUUAGACGAAGUGCUGGAGACGUUUGUCUUCUGUCUCAUUUCCUUUUCUUUUCUAACUUUCUGUGCUCACACAAAUGAUCUGCGGCCUGACAGUCCAGACAGAAAAGUCAGACCUCGUGACGACAACAUCGUAAAUUAACUUUUUAUUUGUUUUGCUAUGGAUGUGGUGAACUUUUGGAAUCAAACCUGCUUUUUUAUGUCUUACACAAUCGAUACACGAGUGAAGACACGUCUGUAAAAUUUUAUUACAUUUUUAUGACCAAAGUAAACAGAGACUUGAUUAUGAAGACUUGAUAUGGUAAAUUAAAAAAAAAGGUUUAUAUAAUCUUAUCUGAAAUCCUAAAGCAAACCAACUGUUUUUUGUUUUUAAUAAAAUGUUUUAAGAUAAGUUAAUA
Messenger RNA from Scatophagus argus, 2318 nucleotides. RefSeq names its product proline rich 15 like b (gene prr15lb). The transcript is spliced from 3 exons. Bases 1309 to 1728 code for a protein of 139 amino acids. The record is from RefSeq and is a predicted model, not a curated record. Lineage: Eukaryota; Metazoa; Chordata; Actinopteri; Scatophagidae.